Messenger RNA from Hemiscyllium ocellatum (epaulette shark), 740 nucleotides. Its product is annotated as cytochrome c oxidase subunit 5A, mitochondrial-like. Lineage: Eukaryota; Metazoa; Chordata; Chondrichthyes; Orectolobiformes; Hemiscylliidae. Gene Ontology annotation, cellular component: mitochondrial inner membrane. Gene Ontology annotation, biological process: mitochondrial electron transport, cytochrome c to oxygen. The transcript has 5 exons. The coding region runs from base 131 to 580 and encodes 149 amino acids. The record is from RefSeq and is a predicted model, not a curated record.
GUCAGAGCGCAGACGGUUUACGUGACCCGGGCGGCGCGCACGCGUUCCUUCUGCUGGUCUCCCGGUUCCGAGCGACGGCUCCCACCUCCCCUUACCCUCCCAGAGACACCCGCUCACAGUCGGUCUCAGUAUGUUCCGAGCUGCGCUCCGGUACAGCGGCAACGGCCUGGUCGCCUGGAGACGGACGGCGGGGGCGGCGGCGGCCCCCGGCCGAGGGCACCCGGCGGCUGCCCUUGCUUUGCGCUGGUAUUCACAUGGCAAACAGGAAACUGAUGAGGAGUUUGAUGCUCGUUGGGUGACGUACUUCAACAAGCCUGACAUUGAUGCCUGGGAACUCAGAAAAGGAAUGAACACCCUCAUUGGAUAUGAUCUUGUACCAGAACCUAAAAUUCUCGAUGCUGCUCUGAGAGCCUGCCGUAGGUUAAAUGAUCUAGCUAGUGCAAUCCGCAUCCUAGAAGCCGUGAAGGACAAAGCUGGCCCUCACAAAGAUAUCUAUCCUUACGUUAUUCAAGAACUCAGGCCCACAUUGACUGAACUGGGUAUUCCAACCCCAGAGGAGAUUGGUUUAAACAAGUUAUAACGUUCUACCUGAUGGUUUUCAGACCUUCGUCCAUUGUGAUUGUACAUGAUGCAAGAUGCAACCUAAAAUAUUACUUUAUUGAGCGUUUAAAGUUUGUUCUGUCACAUGCAUUAUGCCUACCUGUGAACUUAAUUCAAUAAAGAAUGGGAUUAAACACUUA